GUGAAUGUUUUAUUUUCCAGGAAACAUUUCAGUAUACUCUCUUUAAAUGGGCAGAAGAGCUAGAUUCCCUAGCACGGAUUCAAGAUCUAUUUAACUGUUAUGAACAGGCACUUGAACUGUAUCCCAGUGAUGAAGUGAUAUGUAACAGUAUGGGAGAACAUCUUUUCAGAAUGGGCUUUAGAGAUGAGGCAGCUGGAUAUUUUCACAAAGCAGUGAAGCUUAACCCAGACUUUGCUGAUGCGAAGGAGAACUUCUACCGAGUUGCCAACUGGCUCGUGGAACGUUGGCACUUCAUCAUGCUCAAUGACACCAAGAGGAAUCUUACUUACCUAAAAGCAAUAGAGAAUGUGGUGCACUCUGGGUGCAAAUCUGUUCUUGAUAUUGGAACAGGAACAGGAAUCUUGAGUAUUUUUGCAAAAAAGGCAGGAGCACCUUAUGUCUACGCCUGUGAAUUGUCAAAAACCAUGUAUGAACUUGCUUGUGAUGUGGUGGCAGCGAAUAAUAUGGGAAGUGAGAUCAAAAUUUUUCAUUUGAAGUCUCUUGAUCUAGAAAUUCCAAAACAUAUACCUGAAAGGGUUUCCUUGGUUGUCACAGAAACUGUUGAUGCUGGUUUGUUUGGAGAGGGCAUUGUGGAGAGCUUGAUACAUGCUUGGGAACAUCUGCUCUUGCCACCAAAGCCUAAAAAUCAAGAUAUUCCUCCUAAAGAAUAUGGCCAAGUUAUUCCUGCAAGUGCUACAGUAUUUGGAAUGGCAGUAGAAUGCAAAGAGAUACGUAGACAUCACAGAGUGGGAUCACGGGAGGUCGCUGGUGUGCGCCUGGCCGACGCGGUGCAGUUCUUCAGCCCCACGGGGGCUGCUGGCAGUCCGGAGGAAGCGGAGCCUUACACCACCGAGAAGCUCAGCCGUGUUCCAGGAGGCUACGUACCUCUGACUGAACCCUGCCAAGUAAUGACAGUGGAUUUCAACAACCUGCAGGAGCUGAAAAGCCUUGCAGUUAGGAAGCCUUGGAAGCUGAGCCUGCCAGUCACUCACGGAGGAAUCCUAGAUGCUGUGGUGGUCUGGUUUGUUCUGCAGCUCGAUGAUGAGCACGCUCUGUCCACAAGUCCCAGCGAGGAAUCCUGCUGGGAACAGGCAGUCUACCCUGUACAGGAUCUCCCUGAUUACUCUGUGGAGAGCGGAGAUACUGUGACGAUAGAGGUUGCCUGCCAGGACUGCUACUUGAAGAUCCAAAAGGUUUCCUUGGGGCCUCUGGAAUGUGGGAUGGACUUCAGUAACAGAGACAACACCCUGAAUUUGAGCAAUGAGGCUGAACUGUGUAAUGCCCUGGCUGGUCUUCAAACAACCGGUGAACAGGAUGCCAGAGGUCAAGUGUGUGUGUUGGAAUCCACAGAAAUUGCCCUGCUGAACAACAUUCCCUACCAUGAGUGCUUCAGAGCUGCCAUGGGCAAAGUGCUGUCGUCGCUAAAUCCAAGCAAGGACUUGCAGACCAUGGAUGUCGAUGGACGUGGUAGUGGGUUGAACCAUGAAGAGAGUCAAAGCAAGAGCUCUCUGGAUGCAGCUCCUGAUCCUUUCUACAUAUUAGAUGUGUCUGAGGGCUUCUCUCUCCUGCCAAUUAUAGCUGGCAAACUUGGAUCAGUUAAAGCUUACAGUUCUGUUGAGAAAGAACAGCAUCAAACAGCCCUUAACAUGAUUUCAGAAGCUAACAAUUUCCCUAAGGAAACAUUAGAAUUUUGGCUCAGUCACUUAGAAGAUGAAAAUGUGGUAUUACAGAGACCAAAAUCAGACAAGCUGUGGAGUAUUAUCAUCUUGGAUGUUAUAGAGACAUCUGGUUUAAUCCAGCAGGAGGUGAUGGAAAAGGCUGCAAUAUCCAGAUGUUUACUUCACAGUGGAGGAAAGAUAUUCCCACAGUAUGUGUUGGUUUAUGGGAUGCUUGUAGAGUCCCAGUCUCUGCUACUGGAAAGUGCUGUUCAAGGAACAGAGCCAACUCUUGGGUUUAAUAUAGCCCCUUUCAUCAACCAGUUCAAGGUACCAGUCCGUGUGUAUUUGGAUCUCUCCACGCUGCCUUGUGUGGCCUUGAGCAAACCUGCUGAGCUCCUGAGGCUGGAUCUCAUGAACCCCCUCUUGAACAGCUCCAGCAGAGAAGUGAAGGUGCAGGUUUGUAAGUCUGGUCAAGUUACUGCAAUUCCCUUCUGGUAUCACAUCCAUCUGGAUGAAGAGCAUAGCUUGAGUACAUCGGAUAAGAGUUCGCACUGGAAGCAAGCUGCUGUUGUUCUAGAUGAGCCCAUCCAAGUUAAGCUUGGAGAUGAACUUGUGCUCCAUGUCCAGCAUCAUAAAAGCAAUAUUAGCAUUACAGUAAAGCAGUGAAGAAAGUCACCUCGAAGAGGAUGUCAGAUUAAUUAUCUAUGCAUACACAGAUUGUUCAGUGUGAUGGAUGUUAAUUUAUAUUAAAGUCUACAUUUUCUCUA
Messenger RNA from Nothoprocta perdicaria, 2464 nucleotides. It is a transcript of the gene PRMT9, whose product is annotated as protein arginine methyltransferase 9. Bases 150 to 2363 code for a protein of 737 amino acids. The transcript has 11 exons. NCBI's taxonomy places the organism in Eukaryota, Metazoa, Chordata, Aves, Tinamiformes, Tinamidae. The record is from RefSeq and is a predicted model, not a curated record. Gene Ontology annotation, biological process: peptidyl-arginine methylation. Gene Ontology annotation, molecular function: protein-arginine omega-N monomethyltransferase activity.